Molecule: messenger RNA, 2004 nt
Organism: Capronia coronata CBS 617.96
Lineage: Eukaryota; Fungi; Ascomycota; Eurotiomycetes; Chaetothyriales; Herpotrichiellaceae
Exons: 3
Coding region: 1-2004 (667 amino acids)
Biological process (GO): positive regulation of transcription by RNA polymerase II; DNA-templated transcription
Molecular function (GO): DNA-binding transcription factor activity, RNA polymerase II-specific; zinc ion binding; sequence-specific DNA binding
Source: RefSeq, a predicted model, not a curated record
AUGGACUCCGCUGCUGUACCGGGACAAACGCCCGUUACGCAGGCUGGUGACUCGUCGAGUCAGUCCAAGGACUCUGCUGAUGUGUACGACGAGCUCUCCAACAGCGUUGGCCUGCUAUCACUUAAUGCAGCCGCCGAACCAUACUUCUUGGGCAGUACAUCUGGGUUCUCUUUGGCACGGAUGGUACACGCCAUUCUAUCUUCAUCAUUCUCUGCCGCAAGCACCGAGCAACUCGAUGUCUCGCCCCGUCAUCCUCAGUCGCUCUUCCAGCUUGGAAACGACUGGGCGGCAGUGGAACAGGCGGGCGCUCAGCUGUCAUUUCCACCCAAGCAUAUAUCUGAGCAGCUGGUGGCCAUGUACAUCAAUCGUAUUCACUCAAGGUAUCCAGUCCUCGACAAAAUGGCUUUGUUGCAGACAUGCGAACGUCGAGAAGAGUUGGAUCCUAGUAUUCCAAGUGAUUGUAUGAAGUUAUUUGCGCAUCAUAUGGUUAUCGCCAUCGGAGCUAGGAAUUUUGAGUUGAUCUCCAGUCCCCUGGCGGACGUUGUUCCAGAAGCGCAUUAUGCUGCUGCUCUGCGCUAUCUUGAUGCUCCUUUACAGGUUCAUGGUCUCGAGAGUGUGCAGGCCUUACUUCUACUGGCAAUCUUUUCGGUGCGGACGUCGGGGUCUUCAGGUACACUUGGAGGGUGGCAUGUGCUUGGUCUAGCCAUGAGGAUGGCAGUUGAACUUGGUCUCCACCGAAAGAGCAAACCACGCGACAGGCGCUUCGAUCCCUAUCAGAGGGAGCUUCGCAAACGCGUAUUUUGGACCGCGUAUAUCUUGGAUCGAACGUUGUGUAUCACCCUUGGGCGACCCUUUGCCGUGGCCGAGCAUGAAAUUGAUGUUGAGCUCCCGAUUGACAUUCCCGACACUAUUAAGGAUCCGAGCACGAUACUCGCUCUGGAACGCUCCCCACCCCCCGUUCCUAAUCCACAUCCAACCAGCCUAUCUUCCUUCAUUCAUAUGAUACGACUCUGCCGCAUAGAAUCACGCAUUCAACGAUUCAUAUACGGGACUGACGCUUCCUGGGCCUCAAAUCCCGAUGAUCCGAUCUUUGACGUCUUGCUCCAAGAACUUGCCGAAUGGAAGGCGACUAUACCAUUCCCCAGGGAGAUCAGUCAGCUCAGCACGGGUCACGAUAUCGACCGUCGCCUGUACGAGAGCCAGGAGUUCUUCGAGGUUUUUUACGCCAAAGCCGUGCAACUUCUGCUUCGGCCACGUAUUUCUGCAUUGACCAAAUCAGGAACACUACAAGCCCCCGACUCGAGCCCACGACCCGGCUCAUCACACGUCCAGGUAGCAGACUCUCGCGCUCCUUCCCAGGACCGCUAUCUUGCACUUUGUGCCCGCGCGGCUGGCGACGUGUGCCAAUACUACAAACGCUUACACCAGUACACCAGCGUGGGAUAUAGCCUCCUGUCGUUAAACAGUGUCUUUACAGCGGGCAUGAUGCUACUCUACUGUAUGUGGGCUACCUUAGGGAGAGCCUUCUCAUCCACGGCCGUGUACCAUCCCAACUGGAGCAAUGACAUCCGCGCGUGCUCUUCGGUUCUCUUUGUCAUUGCUGAGCGUUCGCCACCAGCGAAAAGGUACCGUGACGCAUUCGAAGUCUUGGCUAGCAGGAUGAUUGAUAUGAUGUCUCAUUCUCAUGGUCAUGACUCGGGAUAUGCUGCCGGUGAGGACGACCCGAAUCUUGCAUUCAAUCCUGCUUUGGCGCUGGCCGGGGACGAACAGGGUUCCUCCAUGGGUGCAGGGCAACCCAUUUAUGCGCCGGACGGAGGGGCACAACUUCUGGCAACUAUCAAUAAUAUCCUGGGGACGCCCGGGGGCACCUCGAGCAAUUCCAUGAGUGGAGAGACGCUGGCUCCAAGUGCAGUUUUGGACGAACAGGUCUGGGAUAUGAUGUACGACUUUCUGGGCGAUGAUAUUGGGGAUGAUGGAACCAUGAAGGGCAGCACCAGCAACUAA